This is a messenger RNA of Annulohypoxylon truncatum, 2456 nucleotides long. Its product is annotated as alpha/beta-hydrolase. Bases 461 to 1990 code for a protein of 509 amino acids. NCBI's taxonomy places the organism in Eukaryota, Fungi, Ascomycota, Sordariomycetes, Xylariales, Hypoxylaceae. The record is from RefSeq and is a predicted model, not a curated record. The transcript has a single exon.
GGGCACAGCAGCCGGUCAGCAGGGUUUAUGGAAAUUACCAGCUCUUCAGCUACCGGAUUCGACCCCAAAUUUAGGCCCGAACCCCAGCCCGUCGCUGCUAUCGAUUGCGAUCGCCCAAUCGACGCCGUGCAGUGCAACACCUGCCCGUUCUUCCGGGCAAGGAUCGACAAUGCAGGAACACAGCAGCUAGGUAGCUCCGCCAGCGCCCACGCAUCGUCCUUCUAUUAUUGUCCUCUGCUUCCGGCAUGCCGGCCUAGUCGUCUGUUGCUUCGCCCUACACCCUGCUCCGUGACAUGAUUAGUUAGGUUAUGUCUAGGUAGUCAUCAUCGCCAGAAUCUUACGAGCCAAGCCCUAUAUAUACCCCGGAUACCGCUCUUCCCAUUCCGAGUCCUCAACUCAAUACCACCUUUCACGACAACUUAAUUGGAUCGGUAUUGCGCAGGACAGGCAAACAACAAAGAUGGGGCGCUCGCAAGUAUUCACAUCGGCGUUCCUCGCGCUCGCGACUCUGGGCGCGGCAGUUCCCAUGCCCGGCUCGAGAAUAGCAUCGUCCAGGAGAGGAGCCGCCGCUCAGAACACCACCGGCAGCAUUACCUGGGGGCCUUGCUCCGACCAAUUCGCCGCGAACCUCACGUGCGCGAACUACACCGUGCCCCUGGACUGGUCGAACCCGGGCAACGAGACGAUACAGCUCGGCCUCGUGCGCCACGAGGCCACCGACAAGAGCGCGCGCAUCGGGUACCUGUUCGUGAACCCGGGCGGCCCCGGCGGACAAGCCUCGGACCUCGUCAGCUCGAUAGCGCAGAGCCCGGGGGUCGUCAACCCGGAGAUCCUCGCGCGCUUCGACGUGAUCGGGUUGGACCCGCGGGGCGUCGGCCUCAGCACGCCGGUGCAGUGCGACACCGACACGUACAACAGGCGCGUGUCCUUCUUCCCCAAGACGCAGGCCGAGUACGACGCCCUGGUCGCGUACAACAAGGCCGUCGGCGAAAGCUGCCGCGCCAAGACGGGCCGCCUCAUCGACUUCGUCGACACCAUCUCCGCGGUCAAGGACCACGAGGCCGUGCGCAAGGCCCUCGGCGGCGAGAAGAUCAACCUCCUGGGCCUGUCGUACGGGACGCAGCUCUUCAGCCAGUACGCAGAGCUGUUCCCGGACAACAUCCGCGCGCUCGUGCUCGACGGGAACCUGCAGCACAGCCAGGGCGAGUCGUCGAACCUGCUGAUCGAGAGCACCACGUACGAGCUCACGCUCAAGAAGUUCUUCGAGUGGUGCGCGAACUCGACCACGGCCGACUGCGUGCUCUCCGGCCAGGACGUCGAGGCCAAGUUCGUCAGCGUCCGCGACAAGGCCGCCGCGUCGCCGAUCCCCGCCCCGGGCUGCGACGACACCUCCUGCCGCGCCAACGUGACGGACGAGGACCUGCGCUUCACCGUGCAGAGCUACCUGAUCUCGGUCGGGAGCUGGCCGAACCUGGCGCGCGCGCUCGAGCAGGCCGACGCCGGCAACGCGACCCUCAUGUCCGAGGCGAACCCGCUCGCCGUCGGCGACCCGUACACGGACUCGUCGCUGUUCGCCGGCACGGCGAUCGCGUGCCAGGACUGGGACCACGCGGCGGCCUCGCUGGCCGACGUGCUCGCCAAGGGCACGCUCGGCGCCAACUUCAGCCCCCUGACCCGCGGCGCCUGCCAGAGCUACAAGAUCCAGACCUCGUGCAUCGGGUGGCCGGCGCCGCUGACGAACCCGCCGAAGAAGAUUGUCUACAAGGGCGCGACUAAAAUCCUGCAGGCGCAGUCUACCUUCGACCCUUCGACGAGCUACGCGUGGGGCCUGGGCUUGCAUGCCGAAUUGGGCGAUGAUAAGUCCGUUCUUAUCGUGCGCAAUGGUACGGGUCACACGAGUUACCUGUCGGAUGGCGCCACGACGGCCGCGAUGAACGCGUACCUUGUCAACUUGACUAUGCCGGAGCCGGGGACGGUGUUUGAUUCGUAAAGCGAGGGGCAGAGUUGGUAUGUGCUAUGAGCAAGACGUUUUAAUGGAUGUGUGAUUGAAGAUAUAUGACAUGACACGGUAUGGCACGGGAUGUUUCGGGUUGAAAACUUCGAACGUAUAUAUUACACAUUACUACACUAAGAUGGUAUUUUUAGAGUAUAUAUAUAGUGAAUAAUUAUUAUUACCUACCUUUAGGGGAUUUACUUUGGCUGCAGUUACGAUGUAGAUAGGUGGGUGGUUCUAAGGACAAACCUUGUACUUGAUGACCAAUUCGUUUGUUUCCAGACAUGAGCUUUGCUUGUGAUGUCUACCUAGGUACGAUCAUUUAGAGGCUUCUACGACAUUCAUAAAACAGUUCCAGAUUAAACAUCUACCUGCGGACCUCAGACCCACGUCCCCUCUAGAGGUGUCCUGAGGUAGUAAAUACCUUACAAGUUGGUAGAAUAAAGCGCUAGGUGUCAUUUCC